CCAUUGUAGAAUCUGUUACUAACCCCCCAGUCCAUUUUCUGUAAAAGACUGGGGCGAACUAUUAGGAUACUGUUCCCCCAGCGCCAUGGCAACCCUAGAGGAGCGUAAACAGUUUCAUGAGAAGGUCAACGAUGUGUUCAGGAACUUGACGGGAGAGCCUGGAAAGCGCUGGGCCAGGCCCGAUGCGCCUAUCCUGCACACCCUGAACGACGAGAAGGAGGAGCCGCACAUUUUCUUUCACAACACAAACUAUCGCACAUCGCGGAAGUACAUCAACUUGGAGAAGGUCAAGAUCCUGAGGCAGCAGGCUCUGGAUUGCGUUCGUUCGGCCGGCUCCGCACGUUACCACAAGUGCACCGAGAUUAUGAAGCGAUUCCAGGCUGCCGUCCGGGUGUCAUCAAAUGUGGACCGUGGCCCGCUGGCUCGCAAGCGCGAUGUCGGGUUCGUAUACCACAACAACCGUCUCCGUGAAUUGCAGCAGCAGGCCGCAGAGCUGGAGAUCGAGAACCCGUACCCUCCCCCGGCCAAGCAGGCUACUGGUGGUUACUGAAAACGUGCACACUGGAAUUUCUGGAAAACAUGAAGCUCUCAGGUUGGACGUAGCACAUGACGCGCGGAUGUGCUGCAGGAGGUUCAAUCCAGGCCAGGAGCGUCUCUGUUUGUGGCGGGUGGAGAUUUCUGUAAUUCGGUUUUUACAAUGAUGGCCAGUGCUAUCAGGUCUAUCAUGCCCAGCAUUUCACGGGAAGAGAUAGUCACAGUUUUUUCUUGGUGCGUGUUUAUUUUGCUAAUUCAUCAAAAAUACAGUGUAACAAGACCCACAUCGCUUUCC
Messenger RNA from Volvox carteri f. nagariensis, 829 nucleotides. It is a transcript of the gene nuoB10, whose product is annotated as NADH:ubiquinone oxidoreductase 17.8 kDa subunit. The transcript is spliced from 4 exons. The coding region runs from base 86 to 550 and encodes 154 amino acids. The record is from RefSeq and is a predicted model, not a curated record. Lineage: Eukaryota; Viridiplantae; Chlorophyta; Chlorophyceae; Chlamydomonadales; Volvocaceae.